CUUGUUGGAUGAAGGCGGUGCUAGUGGUGCCCAAGAAGCAGGGCCUUGCCUUUGUGGUUGUAGAAAGAGAAGAUGGCUCCCGUUCUGGAGAAACAGCUCCCGGGCGCAGCCGGGGCAGGCGACAAUAACAACGAAGACGAAGAAGGACAAAACCUCUGGACUUCGAUACUGAGUGAAGUUUCAACUCGAUCAAGUUCAAAGUUGCCAUCAGGAAAAAAUAUCCUGGUAUUUGGUGAGGAUGGAUCAGGAAAAACAACACUUGUGGCCAAACUUCAAGGAGCUGAUCACAGCAAGAAAGGGAGGGGACUGGAGUACCUGUACUUAAAUGUCCAUGAUGAGGACAGGGAUGACCUUACUCGCUGUAACGUGUGGAUCCUGGAUGGAGACCUAUACCACAAAGGGCUACUUAGGUUUGCUGUUUCAGCUCAGACACUUCCUGACUGUCUAGCUGUCUUUGUUGCGGAUAUGUCACGGCCCUGGACCAUUAUGGAGUCACUGCAGAAGUGGGCCAGUGUGCUACGUGACCACGUGGACAAGCUCAAGAUCCCACCUGAGGACAUGAGAGAAAUGGAACAGAAGAUGGUGAAAGCGUUCCAAGAGUAUGCAGAACCAGAGGAUGCCACCCCAUCAUCCCCACAGAGACGGGCCCCAACAGCAGGGGAAGACGAGGCCGUUGUACUACCACUUGGGGACAACACACUCACACACAACCUGGGCAUUCCAGUGCUAAUAGUUUGCACAAAGUGUGAUGCAGUCAGCGUACUAGAGAAGGAGCAUGACUACAGAGAGGAGCACUUCGAUUUCAUCCAGUCCCACAUCAGGCGAUUUUCCUUACAGUAUGGAGCUGGCCUGAUCUAUACAUCAGUCAAAGAGGAGAAGAACCUGGAUCUGCUUUACAAAUAUAUAGUACAUAAGAUGUAUGACUUCCAGUUCACCACACCUGCCUUAGUGGUGGAGAAGGAUGCAGUGUUCAUUCCAUCUGGGUGGGAUAAUGAGAAGAAAAUUGGGAUUUUGCACGAAAACAUCACAACAGUCAGACCCGAAGAUCCAUUUGAAGAUUUUAUCACAAAGCCUCCAGUACGAAAGCUGGUUCAUGACAAAGAGAUAAAUGCAGAGGAUGAGCAGGUAUUCCUGAUGAAGCAACAGUCUUUGUUAGCAAAGCAGCCAGCCACGCCAACAAGAGGAGCAACAGAGUCUCCAGGACGAACAGCCUCAGGGUCUCCUAGGCCCGCAGGUCGCGCCGGCCAACCCACUGUGACUAGCGGCUCACCAAUGUCUGCUGUCAAAAAGCCUGACCCUAACAUGAAAGCGGGGGCUGCCAAUGAGGGAGUGCUGGCUAACUUCUUCAACAGCCUGUUGAGUAAAAAGACUGGAGCUCCAGGUAGCCCAGGAAGUGGAGCUGUUGGAGCUGGAGUACAAGGGUCGGCCAAGAAAACAGGGCAGAAGCCGGGUUUGACUGAUGUCCAGGCCGAGUUGGACAGGAUGACUCGCAAACAAGACUCCAUGGUUUCAGCUAACAACAUACCACCGCCGACAGAGAACGAAGCGUGAAGGCAACAAAAACAGCUACAUCGUCCACUGCAAAUACUCUGGAAAAAAAUACAUGUACAUGUGAGCAUAAAAAAUUGACCAAAUUCCCAAUGUCUAUAUCAGUCAGCACAGUGGUUUCACCAAAAUGAGUUUCAGAUGCUAUCCGAUAUUUUGGUGUUCUGGUGAGAUGGGAAGAGAUGAUAAGUGCUGAAGGCUUGUCUUUAAUUCUGUCCUCUCUUCCGCUGUAAAUGUUAUUUUGUGAGGGGUGUUCGUUUUAUGGAAAUGCGUGCACACUCCCUGGCAGCCAGCCUGAUGUGCUGGGUUGCAGGUCCCCCAGUUUCUGGGGUAUAACACCAUCCUCAUGGGUUUAAUGAGUGGAAAUAUUACUGGUCCUGUGGCCUCUGGUUCAGCUUAUCUCAUGGAAGGAAUUUGGUUGCGAUUGGAAGGGUAUUUAAACUUUAAAUAUAUUCAUUGAGAAAAGUGAUUCAAAUACUUGCAAACAUAUGUAGUAUGUAAAAAAUGUUAGAUAUGAUACUGAUGUAUUUAUACAAAGUUCCUCCUUUUUAUUUUAUUUUGUGCACCAUUUAUCGGUUUAAGGAAACAUUCAUCUGUAUCACCUAACAUGUUAAAAUGCCACUGACGUCAUGACACUAAUAUGACAUGUCCAGAUAGCUGAUCGCAUAUCAUAUCAUUUCCCCUAAUCAUCUCGAAGGAUCCUGUAAAUAUAAAUACAAACAAAUCUAUUCAGGUUGACUCUGAUUUUGUACAAAAUGCAAUUCUGUCCAAAUUCUGAAAAUAGCUACUUUUGACUAAUUGAGACUGGUUGGGAUUUGACAGGUUUAGAGGUUGCAACAGAAUCGCUUCUUUAGCUACAGGUGUGUAUAUUUGGGGAGGGGCUUGGGCAGCAUCUUUCCUACUAUAACUCCUAAGUGCCUCGCACAGUUAGCUGUUUGUGUCAUAGUAGAGGUGCUUGUCUACAUAAGAGGAAAUGCACUGUAGCACAAUCGGUUAAAAGGUUUUUGUCCAUUUCUUGUCAUCCAAAUAAUUUAUUUUGUUUUACAUUUUUGUUAAUGUACAACAAGCCUGUGGUCUGUUAUUUUUCAGAAAUGAGAUUUCUGUGGCUUAGUUGAUAGUGUUCAAUAGAGCAAUAGAUUGAAUGCCUUCAUACAAACUUUAAAGGCUGCUGAUAUUAAGAAGAUACCACAUGACGGAACCUUUGGGUCCCCCAAACGAACACCUACUGUGGUUGAAACCACUCGCUUUGCAGCCAAAAGACACACAAUGAUUUGUUGUGGUGUGAAUUAAAUUAGAUAUUGUAUACUUCAGUGUUUGACAGCACUGUCCUCCUUUGGUUUCACAUAUUUUAUUCUCACUGUACCUCACAUGUCAGUUAAAACAUUCCCAGUUUCUACAUGAAGUAGCUGUAGAAACCCAUCUCUGUAGGAAACCUGUUUGUCCAGUUAGGUCUUUUUGUUCGCUCUCUUUCAGUGCCCAUUUAAAAUUACAACCUUUGCCUUCAAUGUACAGCUAACAGUUUGUCACACUGGGCCCCCUGCCUUCACAGGAAUGCUCCUAAUUAAUUUGUGUGUCCUUAAGGGGUUGCUUAAUUGUCUUAUGUAAUUUCUCUUCUUUAAAAAAAAUAAAAACCAUUAUACUGUACCAUAUCAAAUAAUCUGUAAUAGUAUUUAUGGUUUCAUGAAACCAUAAUCUAAGCAGAAUUAAAUAAGUGUACAUUAUCAUUCUUAAAUCUGUAUGCAAGGCCCUACUUAAUCCUAUGGAUAGUGUGUAAUCAGUAGCUUUCACAGAAUUAAUGGCAAGUGUCAAGAGAGCAGCUAUUUGCUAUUAAAAUAAUGGCAAAAAAGGAAAACUGGAGUGAAUUGGAACGUGGAACCAAAGAUGCAUAUUAGUUACUAUUUUCUGCUUUUAUAGUCUGUUAUCAUCCAUAAGAUUAACCAGUGGCCAUUGUUUGUCCUACUCUUGCAUGGAGCCCUUGCAUUCCAAACUUCAGAUCUACCUAUGAACUUUUUUGAGCAACACCCUAUAAAAAUGGUAGAAAUGCCUUACUCCACUCAACCAUAUCCGGGGUUCUCCAGAGUCAAAGGAGAAAAAAAAAUCCACAAUACAGUCAAGGUUCAACUUUUUUUCUUUUUUUUGCUCUGUAAGGGAAUAACCACAAGACCAUAUUGGUGUACAGUCUACUUUAUGCAUGAUUUGUUGUCAAAAUGAUGCUACACGUGUUCUGGAUUCAGUUUUGAUCAAAAUGACGCUCUUAUUAUUUUAGUUUUUCCUUUUUUUUUUGUGACUGGGUGGAAUGUGCACCUGAGGGUCUGUUGCCGAAGUGGAUGAAGCACAAUUUAAGAACAGCCAGGAGCAGUACCUCCACAUGUUGAAAUAAGCACUUUUCCUUGGACACUUGUAUCAAUUCACUGUUGGUACAGUUAAAGAUACAGAAUGCAUUUUUUUCUCUUUGCCUUGCCUUUUUUUUUUUUUUAGAAUAUUUAGUAAUUACCUAGAAGUUAACCUACACAGUAAAACUUUUUAUUUAUCUGCAUUUGCUGCUUAAGUUAUGGAAAGUGCCCCUGGUGGUUAACUAUGGAAUAACCCCUUUCUGCUGGUGAUAUUGUUCAUUUAAUAUCAAUCCUCUAGAAACCAUUGUCCUUACACCUCCUCGCUAGGGAUGUUUUGGGGGCAUCUUGAAGUAGAUAAACCAAAUAAAUGUCCAUUCAUUUUCAGGUUUCCCCCCCUCCCCCCCAUCCCCUUGUAUGUGUUUACAUCCUACUUAGACAUGUUUUGUUUUUGUUGUUAGAUAUGGUUUUGCCCAUAGACACUUUUGUUUAAAGAAUUUCAAAAUGUCACCCUCGCCUGAUUGAUCACACUUCCUCUUAAACAUGGCCAUACUUGUUCAAAUUUGGCAUUUUAGCUGAGUGGAAUGAAGUGCUCUCAUGCUGCUUGGUUUCAAAGUUGCACUUGCUCUUUGUAAAGAUUGGCUGUUGCUCUCAAGAUUGAGUAUUGAACAUAUGUUGUAACUUUUUUACUCAAACGCCAGUUGAAAGCAACUGGCUCUUCUCAUCCUAACUGAAUUGCCUUCGACCACUAUCGACAGUCUACAUCUGUAUGAGACUUUGAGCUUCUGCUUCCAGUCCUUUUGUAUUCAGGAUAUCAAGACAUUGUAAGCACAUGGCCGGCUGCAUUUUUGUGUCCUGAAUUAAUUCAGAAGUUUGAUUGUAUGACUUUAACACAAUUCUGUAGCCUCUAAGCUGCCAUGUGGAUUCUAGCUUCUUACGCCGACAAAGUUAAGGAAAAUGUUUAUCAGACCCCUGGCUUCAAUAAAAUCAAGAAUCCAAA
This is a messenger RNA of Dicentrarchus labrax (European seabass), 4875 nucleotides long. RefSeq names its product dynein, cytoplasmic 1, light intermediate chain 2 (gene dync1li2). Gene Ontology annotation, biological process: microtubule cytoskeleton organization; microtubule-based movement. Gene Ontology annotation, molecular function: dynein heavy chain binding. Bases 73 to 1551 code for a protein of 492 amino acids. The transcript is spliced from 13 exons. NCBI's taxonomy places the organism in Eukaryota, Metazoa, Chordata, Actinopteri, Moronidae. Gene Ontology annotation, cellular component: cytoplasmic dynein complex; centrosome. The record is from RefSeq and is a predicted model, not a curated record.